This is a messenger RNA of Thermothielavioides terrestris NRRL 8126, 1502 nucleotides long. RefSeq lists its product as uncharacterized. The transcript has 4 exons. Gene Ontology annotation, molecular function: carbon-sulfur lyase activity. Bases 511 to 921 code for a protein of 136 amino acids. NCBI's taxonomy places the organism in Eukaryota, Fungi, Ascomycota, Sordariomycetes, Sordariales, Chaetomiaceae. The record is from RefSeq and is a predicted model, not a curated record.
GUCGAGUCAGGGCACGCAGCUGUCACCGAGCAAGGAAACAAGCAAGACAUCUCACAAAAUACACACUCCGAGUAAGAUUGAGGCACGCUUCGGGGCGGAGAAAGACGGCGUGUUUCUGUUCUUCCGUCCCACAGUAAGGUAGAAAACACUCAGUGAAGUGAUCCCCAGCUCUGACGUCUAAUGUGUACACUGGACAGUGCCACACAAUACGACAGUGCAAGUACACGGUGGCCCCAGAUAUACGGGCAUGACAGGUACCUCAUGCAUGUCCCUGCUUCGUACUUCCAGUAUGAGUAAACAUAGCAGGCAAUCCUUCCAAGGAAUACCGUUAGCUCCCGUCCAUACCCGACGAGCUUCGGCCUCUGUAUAUAAACUCCAGGCUCUCUCCCAAACCACACAUCCCGCUUCCCGCUCAAACAUCCGCACCGAUUCAAUUCGUGCUGUCUCCUCGAAGCACACCGGCCAUUGCUUUCCAUUGCUCAUUCACCCCCGAGAGGAAAAACCUUCAACAUGCCGCUGUCCGGGCAUUGUCUCUGCAAGGCUGUCACCUACACGGUUGACGUCGAGGCCCCGAUCCUCACGGGAUACGACCAUUGCGACGACUGCCAGCGCCAGUCGGGCUCGACCUACUCCCUCGUCGCCGUCGUGCCCAAGGACAAGCUCACCGUGCAGGGCCCGCUCAAGAAGUGGGAAGGAAAGGGCAGCUCGGGCCACUCGGUGUGGCGCUGGUUCUGCAGCGAGUGCGGCUCGCCCAUCGCCCACGACCCGGACGCCGCCCCCGAGAUCAUCGCCCUCAAGGGCGGCUCGCUGGACGUCGAGAUCAAGAAGACGCUGAAGCCGGACACCGAGAUCUGGACCGUCAGCAAGCUGCCCUUCUGCCAGGAGCACCUGGCCAAGCCGUUUGAGCACAUGCCGCAGUAGAUCAGCUCCAUUUCCUGACGGUUGUUGGAUGGAGGCUGGGGGAGGGCGUGAUACAUGGAAUAUGGACGAGCCCAUGAGGAUUUGAGAGCAAGAUGCCCUCGACAGGCCGUACAUGCUGGGAUAUCGGGUUGUAGAUCCCCCAUGAGCUACCAAAAUGGCAAAUGAAGCAAACGCCUGCUAGAUUCGCGAACAGAUGAAGCCGCUGGAUGCAACUCAACGGAAGCGCUGUGAGCAACAAGUUGAUGCGUAAAAUAAUAUUUAAAAAAAAAUAAGGGGGGUGAUUCAAAGGCCCACCAUCCACUUCUAAUCCUUACCUGGAGUACGAAGCACACAUCCAAGAAGCGAGGUUGAACGGGGAAAAACAAACGGAACCAACCUACCGCAUCAAUAUCAAAGCAAGGACGCCAAAGCCCCCUUCAGCGCCGCCAGCAAGCCCACGCCAUUAACGACGCUCCCCCGCGCGAGCGAUCCGUCCGAGCCCGCGAAACCGCCAAAAGUGUCCGGCACAAGCGCUUUCACCUGCGCCACCAGCGCGGCGGACAGGAAGUAGUCCCCCCCGCCGGCGCCGGACGCGUCAUCGG